AUGUUGCUGGAGCCGUUAUCUGAUGACUCUUCGACGUUUCUCAAUCAUCCGCUUUCGCGCACACAACUCAUUAAUCGGUGUGUCCGAGGCUUUUUGGCAGGAUCCACUAACCCUUUACUUCGGUCUAAUCGACAACUUGUGGAUGUGCUUGUCUCUUCUCUGUCUCCCAUGACGGGUCUACCUGAGUCGGCCAAGUCGACGCCGUCCAUUCUAACUUCUGUGUUCGGUUUGAGCCAUCAUACUAUCGGUGUGCAUGACAGUGACGCGAGCUCUCCACUCACCACAUUGUCAACAGUUGGACUUGGGACCCGUUCGCCUAACCUCUUCCGACCUUUCUUCACGGUUAGUUGA
Molecule: messenger RNA, 351 nt
Organism: Dicrocoelium dendriticum
Lineage: Eukaryota; Metazoa; Platyhelminthes; Trematoda; Plagiorchiida; Dicrocoeliidae
Source: the annotation of a GenBank genome assembly